Ahaetulla prasina is the source of this 5170-nucleotide messenger RNA. RefSeq names its product Rho GTPase activating protein 10 (gene ARHGAP10). The record is from RefSeq and is a predicted model, not a curated record. Gene Ontology annotation, cellular component: cytoplasm. The transcript is spliced from 19 exons. Gene Ontology annotation, biological process: signal transduction. Lineage: Eukaryota; Metazoa; Chordata; Lepidosauria; Squamata; Colubridae. Gene Ontology annotation, molecular function: GTPase activator activity; protein binding. Bases 861 to 3446 code for a protein of 861 amino acids.
GUGUAACGGGGAGGGGGGGGGAAAGGUAAAGUGAAGUUUUAAAUUCAUUUAUUCCCAAUUCCUAAUUUAAUGGACAGACACCAAGAAUUGCAGCCCCACGACCGCUAUCCCUUUUAUUGUUUCGUCUGCAUAAUGAACGGAUUUGUGUGAAUGACCGACGAGAACGUCGCCGUUUUGUUUUCCUGCGGCUUAUUCUAAAUAAUCUAAACCGUCCCAGCCUGGCAGUUGGGAGAACCGCGGACUGAAGCUGACGCCCUGUUCCAGGCCCAAGGGAGACUCCUCCGUCACCCCGAGGAGCGUGAGAGCGGCAAGACCCGAACGGCUGAAGGGAGGAGCCGAGCGAGGAAAGCUCGGCGUCGGAUUGGAAAAACUUGGAAAAACCGGAGGCGGGAAGGCCGAGAGUGGAGACACAGCCUGGGAAGGAGGCGGGACCGAGGGAGGGAAUGCAGAUGCGGGCCAGCCUUAGUCCCCUCUUCCAGCCAGUCCGUGGGGGGAGAGUGGUCUGGAGAGCUUUUUCAGAGCAGCCCAGCUUCUGUCUCGACUUCCAGCGGAGCACCCGAGGCGGUCCAAGGGUGCCUGGAGCUGGUGGCGGAUUUCUCAAUGACCAACUUCUUCCCCGCCAGUCUCCUUCCUGUGGCUUUGCUCGUCGGCGGCACCGAAGCCCUCCGGUUCUCCCGCAUUUCUUUUAGAGGGCUUGGGAUAGUCCUCGGCGGCUGUCGCCUUUGCCCGGGUGAGGCGCUGUAGGGACCGGUACUGGUCUGGAAGGAGAAGGCGGGCGUGCUCCUCUUGCAGCCUCUCGGAGAAGGAUUACAUAGGCUGAAGUAUUUUGGUCUAACCCUGCCGCCGCCUCAGCAGCAGCCAUGGGACUGCAGCCUUUGGAGUUCAGCGACUGCUACCUGGACAGCCCUAGGUUCCGGGAAAGGAUACGAGCUCAUGAAGCGGAGCUGGAGAAAACCAACAAAUUCAUCAAAGAGCUGCUCAAGGAUGGCAAGACGCUGAUCGCCGCCACCAAGAAUCUUUCAGCGGCCCAAAGAAAGUUUGCUCGUUCACUGAGAGAUUUCAGGUUUGAAUGUAUUGGUGAUGCUGAAACAGAUGAUGAAAGAUGCAUAGAUGCAUCCCUUCAUGAAUUCUCUAACUUUCUGAAAAAUUUAGAAGAACAAAGAGAAAUAAUGGCCCUAAGUGUAACUGAAACUCUUAUCAAGCCUCUGGAAAAAUUCAGAAAAGAACAACUUGGAGCAGUAAAGGAAGAAAAAAAGAGGUUUGAUAAAGAAACAGAAAAAAACUACAGUUCACUGGAGAAACAUUUAAACAUGUCAGCUAAGAAGAAAGAAGUACAAAUAUUGGAGGCAGACAACCAAAUAGAGCAAAACAGAAAGCAUUUCUAUGAGCUGUUACUUGUAUAUGUGUGUAAACUGCAAGAGAUACAAGAAAGAAAGAAAUUUGAGUUUGUAGAACCUGUCCUGUCAUUUUUUCAGGGCAUGUUCACAUUCUACCAUCAAGGUUAUGAACUUGCUAAAGAUUUUAACCAUUACAAAAUGGAUCUGCAGAUCAAUAUCCAAAAUACAAGAAAUCGUUUUGAGGGAACAAGAUCAGAAGUGGAAGACCUCAUGAACAAAAUCAAGCAAAAUCCCAAAAAACACAAAAGAGCAAAUCAAUUUGCAAUGGAAGGUUAUCUUUACGUGCAGGAAAAAAGACCUGCACCAUUUGGUUCCAGUUGGAUAAAACAUUAUUGCAUGUAUAAGAAGGAAUCAAAGAAGUUUACUAUGUUACCUUUUGAACACAGAUCUGGAGGAAAAAGUGGUGAAUUAGAAGCCUAUCUACUUCAGAACUGUACUAAAAGGAAUACUGAUUCUAUAGAUAGGCGAUUUUGUUUUGAUAUGGAAGUAAUAGAGAGACCUGGUAUGCCUUUCACCCUGCAAGCAUUCUCAGAAGAGGACAGGAACAUGUGGUUUGAAGCCUUAGAUGGGAAGGAAACUGUGUUUCUCAAUUUGAACAAGGCUAAUACGCAAAAAGAGGGAAGUGCGCAGCUAGAUAAGAUUGGAUUCACAAUUCUCAGAAAAUGCAUUAGUGCUAUUGAAAGAAGAGGUAUAAAUGAUCAAGGACUGUAUAGAGUUGUAGGGGUGAGUUCAAAAGUCCAGAGACUUCUGAAUUUGUUGAUGGAUGCAAAAACAUGUGAUGAAGUUGAUUUGGAAAGUAAUACAGAAUGGGAAGUGAAGACAAUAACAAGCACAGUGAAACUAUACUUAAGAAGCCUGCCAGAGCCAUUAAUGACAUAUGACUUACACGGAGAGUUCAUCACUCCUGCUAAAAGUGGUAGCCCUGAGUCCCGUAUUAAAGUUAUCCACUCCUUGGUUCAUAAACUUCCAGAAAAGAACAAAGAAAUGCUUGAUAUUGUUGUGAAGCACUUAGCAAAUGUUUCCGAUCAUGCUAAGAAAAAUCUUAUGACUAUGGCAAAUUUAGGAGUUGUAUUUGGACCAACAUUAAUGAGGCCACAGGAAGAAACAGUGGCUGGUCUUAUGGAUCUGAAAUUUCAGAACAUUGUGGUGGAGAUCCUAAUUGAAAACCAUGAAAAGAUACAGAAAUUGAAAGAAGAUAUUAAAGAUGGCUUAAGGAAUUUUUUACAGGAGCUUAUGGAGGUUCAUCUUUCAGAAAUAGAUCCAAAAUUUGAUGAAAUGGAGAAAGAAAUAUUGGAUUUUAAAGAUAUGGUGGAAGAACAGAGGAAGGAGAUGAAAAAAUUAAAGGAAUCAAUUAAUCCAUUAUUGCUAUCUAGUAUUCAAACAGAGGAAAGACUGGAAGAAAUUAACCAAAUUAAUUUAGAUUUGCAAAGGAAAAUAGAUGAAGUUCAAAUUAAUUUGAAUUUAGAAAAUAAAAUAGAUGAUAUUCAGGUUAAGGUAGAUAGGGCAGAUGAAGAAAGGGUUAUAUUACAAUAUAAAUUAAUGGAAUAUGCUAUAAGGGUGAGAGGAUUAAAAGAAUGUAAGGAAGAAAAUUUGAAAGAGAUUUUUAUUCAGGCCUUUGCUCAGAUAGAUGGAGUGGAGCCAGAAGAUUUUGAAGUUAAUAUUGAAAAAAUUUAUCGUGUUAAUUCUUGGUUGGCAAGGCAGGAGUGUUUACCGAGAGAUGUGGUUAUUUAUUUUAUAAAUAAGAAGAUUAGGUAUGGAAUUUUACAAGCAUUUUAUAAAAAUAAAUUUCAAAUACUAGGACAAGAUAUAAUAAUGAUGAAGGAAAUUCCUCCUAAAAUGUUAAGAAAGAGAAAAGAAUUUGCCUUUUUAGUGGAUGAGCUUAAGAAACAUCAGAUAUAUUUUAGAUGGGAGAUUCCAGCUGGCUUAACAGUGAAUUAUAGAGGAAGAAAGUAUUUUCUUAAUACAGUUUUUAAAGCACGAGAUUUCUACACUAAUGUAUUAAAGAUUGGGAACCCUUUAUCGAUAGAUGUUAAGUUGAAUGGUGAAUAGAUGGUGGAAAAUGUGUAAGACAGAAAAUAAGGAGAGUGAGAAUGUUUAAUUUUAUUAUAUAUGAUUAUGGUUAAUUUUUGUAAAUGAUUUAUUUUGGAUAUAAAUGUGUAAUUUUAGGGGUACUAUUUGAUAUAUUUGAGGUAUAAAGGAAUAGGAAGAUGGAAUAUUGUUUAAUUUUGGAGGAUAGAUAGUAAAAUUUAAUUUGGAUUAAAUAUUAUAUUUGAGAGAUGGAUGUAAUGUUGUAAUAAGAACUAGAAUUUAAUUGUUAUAACUGAUAUAUUUUGGAUAAGUUAUAGGUGUAAUUUUAAUAAUGUUAUUUGAUAUAAGUAAGGUAAAGUGAAGAUUUUAAUUAUUACAAUUGAUACAUUGUGGAGAUAAUAUAGGAUUAAUAAUAAUAUUUGUAAUCUGAUUUGAUGUAUGUAAAUGAUACCGAAGAUAUGAAAAGAUGGAUUAUUGUUUAUCCUUGGAGGCUGGACAGUAAAAUUUAAGAAAUUAAGUUGGAAAUAUGAACUAUUCUUGAGAGACUGCUUAAGGAAGAAAGACAUUUCAGAAGAAUCCUUGGUGAAUAUUGGAAGAUGGAACGUUGUUUUGGUACUGAUUGAUGAAGGUUGGAUAUUAAAAACUAUGUACUUUAAUGAAGAACAAAUACGAACUCAAUUGGAAGUUUCUGAGAUCGGGGAGUCGAGGUUUUAAGAAGUGACUAUGGAUUAUGAUUUGUGUUAUAUUUUAAUUUUUGAUUGUUAGUUUUAUACCCUGUAUUCGGUUCUGGGAAGUCCUGGGGGGUGGGGGGAGGGAGGGGAAGGGAGGGGGAUGGGGGAUGAGGUAGAAAAUUGAUGGUUAAUGUACAGAGAUGAUUGAAGAUGUAUAAUCAAUGUAAGAUCGGAGCUGCCUGGCUAUCAUUUCAGAAUGAUGGGAAGGAAGGAAGUAGAAGAGAGAAGGAGGUAGGAAAGAGAAGAGGAGGAAGAGGAAAGGAAGGAAGAGGGAUAGAAGAGGGAGAAGAAAAGAGUAGGGAGGAAGGAGGAGAGGAGGUAGAUAAGAGAAGGGGAGGAUGGUCGUGGAAAGUAGAAGGUAGAGAAGGAAAGAGAGUAGGAAGGGGGCGGUGACCAGGCAGGUCCGAUUAAUUGUAUAUGAUGGUUCAUUAAAUAUGUUAUUGGAUAUGAAUGUUAAAAUAAAACUUUUUAUUAAAAAAAAUCUAGUUUAAAGUUUCUAGCAAAACAAACUACAUUGGGAAAAAUAUAUCUGUUUAAAAGUAUUAUAUUAGGGUAGAAUUUUAGAACUAUAAAGGACACUUUUCCAAGUGCCAUGUGAAAAAGCCCUCUUCUUGGUUUUAAAUUUCACUUGAUAAAAUUGCGCACUAGGGGGCUUCUGGGUGGCGCCACCUUUCUCGUUGGGUGCUAAUUUAUGGCACUCCGCAUUGAAUAUGGUAAAAGCCGGAUUUAACAACUGAUCCCGGCUUCAUUUCUCUCUCUGGUUGAAAGAGAGAGACAGAGCAAGGGGGAGGAUUUGGGUAGAUUCUCCUAGGGGCUUUGUUUUUGUAAUACAAAGCCUGAACGGUCGAAUCCCCUUAUUUACCCCUCCCCCACCUCCAGUAUUCUCUGCGCUCCUGAAAAAGCAGGAAAAGAGGAAGGUGUCCACUUCUGCUAACAAUUGAUUUCUUUUUGUGGAUACGAAAAGCAGGCGGAACGAGUGUGAGGAACAAUUAUUGGUUUGCAAGUAUUUUUGAU